Rhinolophus ferrumequinum (greater horseshoe bat) is the source of this 5343-nucleotide messenger RNA. It is a transcript of the gene MAS1, whose product is annotated as MAS1 proto-oncogene, G protein-coupled receptor. The record is from RefSeq and is a predicted model, not a curated record. Bases 707 to 1684 code for a protein of 325 amino acids. Gene Ontology annotation, biological process: G protein-coupled receptor signaling pathway. Gene Ontology annotation, molecular function: angiotensin receptor activity. Gene Ontology annotation, cellular component: membrane. The transcript has 4 exons. Lineage: Eukaryota; Metazoa; Chordata; Mammalia; Chiroptera; Rhinolophidae.
AAGUGUGGAGCAGAAGAGCAGGGCAAGUCCUGCCAUGGCACCUUGUUCUUUUUCAUUCCUCCUUUCUCCCGGGGGGAGCUCUUCCUUCCCGACUGUGACUUUGGGGCCAUCUCAGCCAGCCCGUUCUUUCUGCCCUCCUCAUAUUAGCUUCCGUGCGUCUGACUCCCUUUCCACUAAGUGCGCCUUCAUUUCUGCCUCGCAGCUUGCUGCAGAUGGUCCUGGUUUUCUUUUCAGUUUCUGAUUAUCCUCUGGGGAUUGUAAAGUUCUUCAGGAGGCUGGCCUUCUCCUCCCUUGGAACACCAUAACCAGGUGACAAAACUGAGCCUUGGCAGAGCCCGCAUGGCUGUUUGCAGGCCGAGUCAGGAAUCUGAGCUGGUUCCAUCCUUCCGAUACAGAUCAGCGUGAAGAUUUUUACUGGAGUGUGUCACUGAACGAUGCCAUUUGAACACGGCUUCCGCUGAUAAGCGUGGGACCAUCUGCUUGACACAUCUCAAAUAUUUUCAGCAGUGGGAGAGCAGCACUGAUUUGUUCAGAGAAGGGAGGCUGCAGCCAUCCUUGGAGAAGACGUUGGGACCAGAGACGCUACAGGCUGGUGGGGCAGCGGUGCCCCAGGAUGCGAAGGGACAGCCUCCCUGCUACCACCUCUGCCCCUCCUGAGCGAAUGGAGCUAAAAAUUACCUGAAGAGCCGUAGCCUGAGGCCUCCUCAUGGAUGAGUCAAACGUGACAUCCUUUGUUGUUGAGGAGUCCACGGACUCCUCAGCCAGCAGGAACACCUCCUCUGGGGAUCCACAUCAGAAGAUUCCAGUCUUGUACUGGGUUCUUAUGAGCAUCUCCCCACUGGGGUUUGUUGAAAAUGGAAUUCUCCUCUGGUUCCUCUGCUUCCGGAUGAGAAGAAAUCCCUUCACAGUCUACAUCACCCACUUGUCCAUCGCGGACAUCUCGUUGCUUUUUUGUAUUUUUGCUCUGACUGUCAACUAUGUUUCAGAUGAUGAGCUCUCUUCUGGCCAUUACUACACAACUGUCACAUUAUUGGUGACGUUUCUGUUUGGCUACAAUAUGGGCCUCUAUCUGCUGACAGCCAUUAGUGUGGAGAGGUGCCUGUCUGUGCUGUACCCCAUCUGGUACCGAUGUCAUCGCCCCAAGCACCAGUCGGCAUUCGUGUGCACCCUCCUGUGGGCACUCUCUUGCUUAGUGACCACCAUGGAAUAUGUCAUGUGCAUUGACAGUGAAGGGCAGAGUCCCUCGCAAAGUGACUGCAAGGCGGUGACCAUCUUCAUAGCCAUUCUGAACUUCCUGCUCUUCACUCCGCUCAUGGUGGUGUCCAGCACCGUCCUGGUGGUUAAGAUCCGAAAGAACACGUGGACGUCCCAUUCCUCGAAGCUGUACAUCGUCAUCACGGUCACCAUUGUCAUUUUCCUCAUUUUCAUCAUGCCCAUGAGACUCUUCUACCUGCUGUACCAUGAGAAUUGGUCAACGUUUGGGAACCUGCACCACAUUUCUCUCCUCUUCUCCACGAUCAAUAGCAGUGCCAACCCUUUUAUUUACUUCUUUGUGGGCAGCAGUCGGAAGAAGCGGUUCAAGGAGUCCUUAAAGGUGGUUCUCACGAGGGCUUUCAAAGAUGAAAUGCAGCCCAGACACCAGGAAAGCAAUGGCAAUCCCACUGCCAUCGAGACGGUCGUCUGAGGAUGGUGGGGGGACGGUUGGCAGAAAUGGUGGGACACAGGUCAUUUGUAGCUUGUGCUCAAAAGACAACUUACCUGUCUCCUAAGUAAUAUAGAAGGAGCCCCCAUCCUCUAUGCAUGAGAUGCUAAUUAGCCACGAGCCUGUCCUCCUGUCCUCUAUCUUUUGGAAAUGCCUAAAUAUGUGUCAUGCUGUUGUCACAUCUGUACCUAUCAAAAAAACACUUUCUCUUCCUCCUCAGCCCUUCCAGCGGCAUUUUCCCAUGAACUAUAAAAAUUAUCCUAGCAGGAAAGGCCGCAGAUGUGUACAGGAAGAGGUAACAAAAAUAUCUGUUGGAACUUGAGGAGGUGGAGACACGUAGCGGGAAGAAGAUGGGUGUUGCAGUCAGGUUGGUUUUGGCAUUUGCUGGUUGUGUGACCUCAGGCAAGUGGGUUAACCUCUCAGAACCGCGUUCCUUCACUUAUAAAAUGUUUGACAGUGAUAGUCCAUACCUCCUGGGCUUGUGGUGAGGAUGAAAUGGGCUGAUAAGGUGUGCCAAGCACUUGGCACAUUGGAAUGUGCAACAGAUGUCAGUCUCUCCUCCCUCCUUUAAGUGGAAGAAGAAAUACGUAUUUCUGUGCUGUAAAGCACGCACACAGCUCUGUCAUACAAAUAUCGUUACGUGUUUUUAAAUGUUGAACAUAAAUUUACAAAGGUCUUCUUUCUGCUUACAGUAUGAAAGCUUUUCGUGGUACAGCACCGCUCUUGAAAACGUCUGCAGAUGUUACCGUAUCCAACCAGCUCUGUGUUAGAGCAUCGUUUCAGGUUGUGAAGACAGACAUUUGGCCACCAGUAGAGGGGUUUCUCAUGACUUCCCUUCCCUCUGUGGGAAUGCUUGAUGCAGGCGAAGUCUGUUUUGACAUCCUUUGCUUGACAUAAAUCUUCAUGAAUGGAACUCAAUGCACGAGUUCCCGAGGGUGAGUGUGCCUUUGGAGGCCCUCUCCCCAUGAAGCAGUGGGUUAUUUAUUUAUAACCACAGAGUUCUCACCUAUAGGCAGGCACGGGUUUCUGCACCUCUGGGCCUUCCCGCCUUCUGAGCAUUUGUGGGUGUCACUCCUGGAAGGAGGCUCGGGGCAGGGGCUGCUGAGAGAGUGGCCACAUCUGGGUGGAAACUUGGCAGGGACUCCUCAGCAUCUCGGUGCUCUGCUGCUCACCUGCUGCAACUUGUGUCUGGGUCUUCAGACAGCACAUCUCAGGUUUGAGCCUGGACACCCGUCAUGGCCUCUAGACGGCAUUAGGUGUAGUUUCCUUCUGCCUCUUGCAGGCGCCCCACGAAAAUGGCAGUGCUUCAUGUGGCUCUGUGGGGAGUCAGGUGUUCACGCCGAUUAGUAUUGAUUUUAACUGUCUCAAAGGGUCAGAGAAGGUGUGACGAAAAGCUUCUCUGUUGCCGCCUGUUUCUUUUCCAUCCUCUCCUUUUCGAAAGACACUUGCCUGUAAGCCUGGGAGCAGCUUCGCUGCGGGAGAUGUGCCAGUCUCUCCUGCUUGGAUGCAGGCGGCUUUUCAGUGGGUGAUGACAUCUGAUUCAGAAAUGAGGCAGCUUGCUUUGAGGAGCCCCAGAUGGGUGUGGAGAGAUGACAUUCAGAACGAUCUUGUUUUUGAUUGAAAAUAGAGCAUCUUCACUGGGAAAGAAGAGAACCUGGAGGUCAGAGUGGCCCUCCUCUGUUUGCUGUCAUCUCCCAGAUGCUGCGCUGGUCUCUUGGUCAGUGAAAAUGGGAUCAACCUCCUCUUGUCUCAAAGGGAGGCUGGUCUCGAAGAGAAACUUUAAGACUCUUAGAAACAAGGAAUUUUCACCCAAGGAAAAUAUAGUGAACUAAUUGGAAGCUCCCAUUAAUUAAUUGCCUUUCUUCAGAUAAAGUGGCGGAAUUGAAUGCGUUAAUGAAUAUAAAAGUUCUUCUAAUGUUUUAAAGAGUCGUGACUUGCAAAGAGGUAGGAUUCAGGCUUUGGCAGUGUUAUAAGGACAAAUUCCUCUCUUUCUUCACCUAGAUUCAUCCCCCAAAGUAAAGCAUAAGGUAAAAAUGAAAACAAGAUCUAAGAACAUAUGCACAAAUGGAGCGUAAACUAAAUACCCACUGGGCAUUUAGAUAAUACGCCUAAGUUACCGUAGGUUAGGAGGUGCCAUUUCUGAGAAUUCCCUGGGUGUGGAGAGCAGGGUGUUUGGGCAUGAUGCCUCUCCUUGACAAAGAGGAAGGCUUUGUAACACUCAUGCUACACAUAUUCACGGAUGGCCUUCUCCACCAAACUCCAUGAAGUGAGCCAGGCCCAGAGGAGCAAGUGGGAGCCGCUGGGGUCUGGGGCAGAAGGAGCCACACACAAAUCAAUGCAGCUCCAAGCUGCACACAAAUCAAUGUCAGGAGAGCAUUGUAAACAAAAUUGUGUGGCAGUCAAGAGGAAGGUGAAAUCAUAUGUUCAGCAGUAAAAAAGGAAUGUUUCAUGGUGGUGCCCUUGGGUUGCUUGAAGGCAGGUAGGAUUUUAAAAGGCCAGAGGGAGGGGACUCCAGGCAGACGACAGGCAAGGAUUCGAGAGCUCGGGAGAAGUCCAGGCACUUCACUUCUGUGGAUUGGCUGGAGAAGAGACCCGUGGAGACCCUCGUGCUCCUGCUCACCACCCCCUCCUCUUGCUUUGUUGUUAUCUCUGUCCUCUGGCCCCACGUUCUUCAACUUCCUUCAAGUGUGGCUCCCAGGCCUUUUGUCCAUCAUCCAGCCUUGCCGUAGUGAUCGUUCUUAUCUCCACAAGUCCUGCCCUGGCCUCCGUCUCUGUGUCAACUCAAGUGGCCUCAGCUCCUCUCCUUUCUGAGCUACACUCUGAGCCUUGUUGCAUCUCAAACCAAUCUACUUCUGAAAACUAGAAUUCCUCACUUCCGUCUCACUGUGAUCUCCUGUCCUACACAUCACUCACUUUCUUACUUCCACUGCCCCUGGAUUUCUACACCACUGAGACCUCUUGUUUCUCACCAUUGAGUUCGCCACAUCUGUGAGUCCUUUCUGUGGCAUCUCUGUCCCUGUCAGUCAGACCCCUGUCGUCCCUGGUCCAGGCACUCUCCCCAUGCUCCUUGAGGCUCUUGCCCCCUUGCCCUCUCAUCCUGCCCUCCUGGUCUGCCUCUGCCACCAAACAGCCUUCUGUGCAGAGCAGAGAGCGCUCACGGCCAUCAGAUUAGGGCUCCUGCAGCCAUGCUUUUAACAGCUGGUCCCUCAUCAUGGCCCCACAAACCUGUUCUCCCUCCCCUGGGCAGCUCUUCCAAACUCCCUCUCUCUCCUCAAACUCUCUAUCUGGCACCUUUUCCCUCACUGUCCUUAUCUCCUCACUACCUUGCUUCAUAGAUCACUGAAGAAAAAAAAUAGCACCAAGGCUACAAGGCGACGACUGUCAGGUCCUCCCUACCAUCUAGGAGAACCCCAUUCAACACCAUUGCUUUCCUCCUCUUCUCCUGUCUGAAGACUUCUCUUCCCAAUUUUCCUGUCCACCGGCCUCCCAGUCAAUAAUCUUACUGCUGUAUUAGCAACCAAAGGGUGUGUGUGUUUAAAGUAAAACACCAGGUCCUCACAGUGGUCUACAAGGUUCUAGGUGACCUGGCCCCUGUGGAACUCUUGGCACCCCCGACGGCCUCCAGGGUUGGCAUGGCUCAC